Molecule: messenger RNA, 1332 nt
Organism: Sphenostylis stenocarpa
Lineage: Eukaryota; Viridiplantae; Streptophyta; Magnoliopsida; Fabales; Fabaceae
Source: the annotation of a GenBank genome assembly
AUGGCGCAAGAACAGGACUUCAAAACAAGCAUCUCACUUUCAAAGUAUGACACCUAUUUCGAUACCAUACAAUCUAGAAAGAUGCUACCGCAGUCAUUGCAGGAAACCUUGACAGAUGCAUUUGCAAAGAUUCCAGUCUCUUCUUUUCCAGCAGUUCCUAGCGGAAAAGUCAUUGAAAUUCUAGCAGACACGACGGUAGGAGAAGCAGUUAAGAUUCUAUCUGAAAGCAACAUUUUAGCAGCACCAGUUAAAGAGCCAGACACAGUUACAAGUUCAGAUUGGAGAGGCAAGUACCUUGGCAUUAUAGAUUAUUCAGCCAUCAUUCUCUGGGUGCUGGAGAGUGCAGAACUUGCAGCAGCUGCUCUAUCAGCAGGUACAGCAACAGUUGCUGGAGUUGGUGCAGGAACCGUGGGUGCUUUGGGAGCACUAGCAUUGGGAGUGACAGGCCCUGCUGCAAUUGCUGGACUAACUGCUGCUGCAGCAGGUGCUGCCCUGGCAGGUGGCAUUGCUGCAGAAAAUAUGAUGGCUAAAGAUGCACCUCAAGCUGCUGAUAACCUGGGAGAAGACUUUUACAAAGUAAUACUGGAAGAAGAACCCUUUAAGUCAACAACGGUGCGAUCAAUACUUAAAUCAUACCGAUGGUCACCUUUUGUUCCAGUUGGAAGAGAUAGCGCUAUGUUGACUGUCUUGUUGCUUCUCUCAAAGUAUAGGCUGAGGAAUGUACCUGUGAUAGAGUCAGAUACACCUGAAAUGGUAAACUUCAUUACUCAGUCUGCAGUUGUCCAAGGUCUUGAGAGAUGCAAAGGCAGAGAUUGGUUUGAUUGCAUUGCAGAAAAGUGUAUAUCUGAUCUGGGACUUCCUUUUAUGUCUACAUCUGAGGUUAUUAGCAUCCAGAGCAAUGAAUUGAUUCUUGAAGCUUUCAAGCAAAUGAGGGAUAAUCAAAUUGGUGGUCUUCCUGUAGUAGAGGGGCCAAAGAAGAGAAUUGUUGGAAACUUGAGCAUACGAGACAUCAGACACUUGCUGCUAAGGCCUGAGAUUUUCACCAAUUUUAGGAAGCUGACUGUGAUGGAUUUCAUGAACGAAGUUGUCUCUUCAUCCUUGGAAACUGGAAACUUUGGCCAGCCUAUAACAUGCAAGCUAGACUCGACAAUGCAGGCUGUGAUCCAUUCUCUUGCUUCUCAGUCUAUUCACAGGAUUCAUGUGGUAGAUGGACAGGAUGAAGUAGUUGGAGUCAUUACACUGAGAGAUGUUAUCUCUUGUUUUGUAACUGAACCUCCUUACCAUUUUGAUGAUUACUAUGGAUUUGCAGUGAAGGAGAUGAUGAGUCAAUAA